CAGGUUGUAAGGGUGUCUGAAAAUUUUGGUAGUUCUAAAGUCCAAAAAGGUUGACUACAAAUUCAUUGCAUUCUAUAUUUAAGCCCUUAUUUUUGUAUUACCCUAUGUGUAAUAAAUCAACAGCCCAAGAUAUUAAUUAAUGGUAUCAUUCGUUUAGUAAUUAAUACUUGGGCAUACAUUUAACUUUUUUGCCUCUUGUGAGGAAACGCAUCCUUAGGCCGGUUGGUACGAGAGAAACUAUUUUUUUCAGACUGGAGUUGAAAACUAAUCUGAGGACGUGAGUUCUUCGAACCUCACCUUAGAAAGCAACAGACUGAACUGACUGAACUUUUGGGUUGAGAACAUGUUACAUUUCAGUAGUGGCACGAAAGCCUACCAAAGCAAACCGAAUAAAGAAGAAUCUAUCAUCUGUGUACAGUGUUAAAGUAGAUGGGAAAGAUUUUGUCGAAAAUCGGGAGUAGUUCUUGACACUAUUGUGAUUAUAUAAAAUACGUAUUAACAUUUAUUUUUUGGUGCAUUUAAAAACAAAUCCAUUUUUCAUGUAAACACAAAGCAUGAGCAAGAAUUUAACAUAGAUUUACCUGUACAAAUCAUGUAACAAAAACUGCAAAUUACUAACUGCCAGACUAAUAUUAAAAUGAACAAAUAAAAUGGUUACUAUACAAGAAUUAGGUUUAAAAAAAUACAAAAUGAUGUACAACAAGUUAUCUUUAAUAAUACCUGACUUUUCUGUGUGAUUUACAUUUUGAUUAAACAUUUGUUAACAUGGGAGACACCGACUGCACGACGAAUCUUGGUCAAAAGAGUCCGAAACGACAGGGUUCAUCUGACGGUGUGAUAAUUAAAGAGGAGGUGACCUCUAGUCCUCCUGCCUCCCCCACGCAAACCGUUCUCCGUGGUGAUGGUGGGGACUCCCCGGAAGGACACAGAGGCAACAUUCGCCUCAGGUGCUUACAAACGUUGAUGGUGCCAGUGAAUGGUGGCGAAACUGAAGGACCACCUUCCUCCACUGCCCUUGUCCCCAUGUCUGUCAGCCAUGCACCAACGCCAGCCCAGGGUUUGUCUCGCUGGAGGGAGUGGCGACACCAAUGUCGAGGGAGAAGCAUUCGAGAUAAGCUGCUAUUUGCUUUGGAACAUGAAAGUUUCUACAAGGAUGUUACCCUUAUCGUGGGGAAGGACGCAAUAGAAAGAAUCUCAGCACAUAAACUUAUCCUCAGACUCGGUUCGGCUGUCUUUGAGAACAUUAUGGAAGGGUUGACCGGAUCUUCAGACGUGAGAACGGCCGACCCUGAAACAAUUACAGAUGUCCUCGAGAUCCCUGAAGUAGAGCCACAGCCAUUUAGGCGUAUCUUACAUUUUAUGUACACUGACCACUUUAGUACGGAGGGUUUAAAAUGUUCCGAAAUCGCAGCGAUACUCCACGCAAGUAGAAGAUUUCAAAUACAGGAUCUCGUCGUUUUGUGUAUUCAAGCUUUAAAGACCCACAUAAAUGAUGACACUGCUGUCUCCUUGUGUGAAAUGGGAAAAGAUGUAGACGAUUUGGAACUUCGCGAUAAAGCAAUUGCGUACAUGUGCAGGAACCCAAAGAAAAUUUUUUACUCCUCAAAUUUUAUGGAUCUCAGCUAUAAAAAUAUGGUACUCCUCAUAGAGCAUGAUGACUUGGAAUGGGAUGAAAUUUCCAUAUUUAAGUCUGUUUUAAGAUGGGCUGACGAGUUUUGUAGAAGGCGUGGCCUUCAACCUGUGGCCAACAACUUAAGAGGAGCUCUAGGAGAAAUUAUCUACAGAAUCCGCUUUCCCUUAAUGACACCUGAACAGUUUACGUUUGAGAUUAUCCCACUAAAGGUGCUCACAUCAGAGGAGCAAGUGCAAGUUUUUAAAUAUUUGUGUUUAACGGACACCUCAGCAAGAGAACUAUUGGAACCAACGUCAUUCAACUGCAGGAGACGUUCUUAUGAUUUAAACAGAAUAAAUUCCAAGGAGGAUUCCGUUAUAAUGAAAAUUAAAAAUGAGAGUCCGAAUUGUCAACCUGUACUGGCAUCUACCUCAACAGAUUUUACUGAGGUCGAAAGUGAAGACACAAGUUCUCAGGUUUCCUCUUGCCUCUCUUCUACCUUGAGCACAUCAAUACUAAGCAAGAGACAUCGGUCGCCGCCAUCACCACUUCAUUCUCCGACAUCAAAAAAGCGACAUUCAUCUCUUUUUGGCGAUGUCAUUCCAAGAAACAAGGACAAACUUACAAAGCGUAAAUCGGUUGAACUAGAAAAUACAAUAGAAAUAGAGAAUGGAGAAAUUGAACUUAACCAGUUUAUUGAAGAAUGUAACGGCAAUCCUCGUAGAAAAGAAAUUGAAUCGAUUAAACUUUGUGGAGUAAGUUUAAUCGAUUAUGACCGUCUUCAAGGAAAAAAAGUGAGACUUCCCAAACUGAAAGACUUUCAGUUUGACAUUAAAAUACCAUCUCUUAAACACAAAGAUAUUAACAAUCUUGCUAGUGAGAUUAGUCUAGAAGAUUAUCUAUUCUUUACAAUCAAAGUAGGGAAAAAGUGGCAAUUUUCAGACAUAUGGUCUCUGGGGGUCAACAUAUUGUUUACCAUCAAUGGGAUCACCCUGCUCAAGGUUGAUCACGCUAAAAAAUUGGUGAUUCUUAAUAACUUUAGAGCUUUGGAUAAGGUAUUGGAAAGCUUCGAGGAUGACACAUUUGUGAAAAGUCUCAUAAUCUCCUAUCCAUCAUUCCCAGGAAAUAUUAAUUCAUUCCCAGCCCACCUGGAUAGACUGGUGCUACUUAGAAUAGAUAAAAUUCCUGAAUUUAAUGUAUUUAUUCGUAAAUUUAGGCGUUUAAAGGAACUGUGUAUUUUGUCGCAAGACAUGAAAAUAAUGGACCUGAGUAAGGAUUUGGUAUCAAAAGAUCGAUUAAGGAAAGUCGCUCUUGGAACAGCAAACUUUAAAACCACUGCUGUUGCUGCAUUUAAAAAUCUGGAGCAUCUCUUCUUGUUUAGAUGUGACUGGGACAAUGAUAACUUAUUCGAGGACAACUUUCCAUCAUUUUUCCCAAGCCUUAAAAAGGUGUGCUUUUUUGGACACAAAGUGAGUUCAAAAUUGCUGUCCAAGGUGCUGCAAAUAAAAUCCAUUGUAGAAAUUGGAUGUGGGUGGCUUGAGUGGGACUCGUCACCAGAUGGUGAAGAGAUUCGUUCCUCAAUCGAUAUUUUAACGUCAGCCGGAUUGACGGAAGGUGACAAAAGUUUUGUCCUUACAAAGGACGUGGCUUCUGGGGAUGGCAAAUGGGUUGCUAGGAAAGGGGGGUUGGACCUUUCACAAGAGGAGAUUUUCAAAAGUUUUCAGUUCUACCAUUUAUACUCAGAUUAUGCCUUGUUUCGGAGUUAGCUCUUUCAUUAUCGUGAAACUUGUAUGUUGACAUACAUUUUAACAGACUGAGAUACAUGCAUAAUUUUUAAUUUUGAUGCAUAAUUUUUAGCAUACCUGCAGAUAUUUAUUUAUAUUAAUAAAAUAUGUAUCCCAUAAACGAAAUGUGGUGAUCACUUUGGUGUUAAAUAUAACUACUUAUUAUUGAUAUACGUGAAAAUAAAGUGAAAAAAUGCACGAACCA
Molecule: messenger RNA, 3601 nt
Organism: Folsomia candida
Lineage: Eukaryota; Metazoa; Arthropoda; Collembola; Entomobryomorpha; Isotomidae
Exons: 6
Coding region: 766-3378 (870 amino acids)
Molecular function (GO): protein binding
Source: RefSeq, a predicted model, not a curated record